Messenger RNA from Plasmodium gaboni, 1998 nucleotides. RefSeq lists its product as hypothetical. The record is from RefSeq and is a predicted model, not a curated record. Lineage: Eukaryota; Apicomplexa; Aconoidasida; Haemosporida; Plasmodiidae. The coding region runs from base 1 to 1998 and encodes 665 amino acids. The transcript has a single exon.
AUGACGGGAUUUAAGGGUAAGGAUCAACUAACCGAAAUGAACGUCUUACAAAAUGAGAUGAGGGAUAUAAAUAUAAAUGACAGUAUAUAUAAUGAAGAUAGUAACAUUAAUCAAAAUAUAUAUAAUAAUGAAAUGAUGAAUAAUGAUAAUAAUAAUGAUAAUAAUAAUAAUAAUAUGUAUAAUAAUAUUUAUAAAAACCAUUCUUAUAAUGAUGGGAAUAGUACAUGUAGUGGUAACAACCACACAUACAAUGAAAGUAACUUUUUAAAUGAUAGAGGUGAUGAAGAGGAAGAUUAUUACUAUAACAAUAAUAAUAAUAUUAAUAAUAAUAUUAAUAAUAAUAGUGCUUAUAAUAAUAUUCAUAGUGAUCAUUAUAAUAAUAAAGUAACAAAUGAAAUUAAAGAAAUAUUAAAUUGUGAAUAUUGUAAUAAACAUGUUUAUCCUUUAAUAAAAACAUAUACUCCUUUAUUUGUUUAUAUUAUGAUAAUUCUAUUAUUCGUAUUUAUAUCAUUUUUUACGAUAUUUUUAUUACCAUUAUUAUAUUUAACAUUUAAACAAAAGAAAUAUAUUUGUCCUUAUUGUGAAAAAAAUUUAAGUUCAUCAGAAAAAUUAUUUAAAAUAAAAAGAGAAAAUCAAAUUUUAACAUUUCAAUUUUCUAAAUGUGCAAUUAUUAUAUCAGCAAAAUAUUUAGCAUUAUUUAUAUCUUUAAUAUUUUUUAUUUUUUUCUUUUAUAUUAUAAGAAUAACUAGUCAUUUUAAUCUAGAUAAUUUUGUGAAGGGUCCAUAUAUUACAUCUUCAUGGAUUGAUUACUUAGAAGAUUGUGGUAAUAAAUCACAAUUUAGAAAUAAAUUUAAUAGUAUACAUAAUUUUAAAAAAUUAUAUUAUAGUAAUACUGUUCUAUGGAGAGGAAACUUUUUUCAAAUAAAAGAAGGAUUUCUAAAUAGUAAUUCUUUAUAUAUAAAAAUGAAUCCAUCAGAAUAUAAAUAUGAUAGACCAGAUAUUAGAGCACUAUUUAAUAAUGAUUUGAUUUCACAGAUUGAAAAUUUACAAAAAAAUGAUUAUAUAGAAUUUGAAUGUACAUUAAUAGAAAUUAGUAAAAAUAAAAGUCCACAUUUAUGUCUUCUAUGGAAUGUUAAACUUAUAGAAAAAUAUCAACCAAAAAAUUUAAGUAUGGUUGAUUUUGUCAAACAUUUGUCUAUUCUAGAUAUGAUUAAUAGUCAUGCUAAUCCUAAUCCUUUUUUUAUUAAUCUAAAUAAUAAUGAUUCAAAUGCACCUGCAUCUAUUAAAAUUGUCCAUUUUUCAUCAGAUGGGUUCAAUGAGCCAAAUAUUAUACAUACUAAUGAUCCUUAUAUGUUAAAUAUUAUGGAGACAGAUCAUGUAGAUCCCAAUAUGAAAUUUGGACACUUUGAAAGGAAAUCUUUGCCUUUUAUGGAUGAUGAAGAAGAAGAAGAAGAGGAAGAAGAGGAAGAGGAAGAAAACGACGAUGAGCAUCCUUACCAAUUUAAUCAAUAUGCCCAACCAUUUUUAAAUGAUCCUGAUGAUGAUAUUAAUAUAUUUGAUGAUACUAUGUUUGGAGUAUCUACAAAUAUUCCAAAUUUUAAUUAUAAUUCUGAAAGUGUAAAAAAUUAUGUGGACCCAUAUGAAUAUGAGGUUUCAUCUGUGUAUGACCGAGAUGUUAAAGCGGAAAAGAGUCAGAACAUAAAAGAUGAUAUAAAAGGUGAUGUAAAAGAUAAUAUAAAAGAUGAUAUAAAAGAUAAUAUAAAAGAUGAUAUAAAAGAUGAUGUAAAAGAUAAUUUAACCCUUAAUGAACAAACGGGUAUAUCAAAUGAUAUGCAAAAAAAUACACCAAGUGAUACACCACAAAAUUUAUCAAGUGACACAGAACAAAAUACACCAAAGGAUGUGCAAAAUAAGGUGAAAAAUGAAAAGACCCAAACAAAAGAUCUCAAAAAAAACACACAAAAGACUAAUAAAACAACAAAUAAAAUGAAAAAGUAA